UUGUGGUUGACCUAUUUCUGCUUAUUUUAAUUUCUAUUUUAGGUGGCAGUUAAGGAUGUUUUUAUUUUCUUGUUUUUAUGUUAUGUGCUGAAUAUUUGAUACUGGUGUGUAUAAUUUUCAAUAUUUUUCCUGCUAGGUAGUUAGGUAGGUGUAUACUCUGAAAAAUGGUCCAAAACAAGACAAAUUUUGAUUUACACUUUCUGGAGGCUCCUGUUCAAUUGAACUAGCAGGUACCUCCGGCGGCCGAUCGGCCGACGCUCGGCGCCAUGCCGUCUGAUUUGUGGGAGGAUGCUGAGCCGCCGCCGAGAACCGUCUAUCGGCUGCCGCUGGUGUGUCGACGCGGUCGGCCCACGGCGCUAGAACACUUGCCCCAGAGGAGCCUUGUGACGUUCGUCACGUUCCUGCUGUCCAGCCUGAAAAUGGCCGACGAUCAGACUACGGCUGCCGUGCGACAGAUGGCUCAGAUGUGGCCAGAUAUCUUCAGCGGAGUGGCAACCGACCCAAGCAUCAGUGGAGCAGCGGCAAACGGACACACGCUCGACAAGAGUCGGCCGGGUCGGCUGCGGCGACUGGUGCGCUGCUGGUACCGGCUGCUCGGCUGCGAGCUGCUGCUGUCGUUCAGCGCUGUGCUCGAGCGUGAGGACCACCGCGGCCGGCUGCGGCUGCAGCGGAACGGCGACGGCACCAGUUCGCUGUACGAGCGCUGCUCGGAACGGCUGGUGGUCACCUACCGCGACUGCAGCCCGCAGUACGAUGGCAGCCCGGCUGCAGAGGAGUCGCCCCCGCCCCCGCCCGAGCCCUCGCCGCCCAAGUCAGCCGCCGCCGCCAGCGUUCAGGAGUCGCCGCCGGACUGCGAGGGUUGCGGAGCCCAGUUCGUCACACUGGCCGCCGCGAUGGCUCACGAGCGGCUCUGUGACGGCGUUGGCUCCGACUGCGAGUCGAUUCUCUCGGAGCCGACGGCGCGCACAGUGUCACAGGCGCGGUUCCUGAGCUACUUGGGCGUGGUGCCGGCGGCCGGCAGUCAGAACCAGCCGUACCAGUCUCGGUCGGUGGAGCGGCGGCGCGCGCGGCGCCGGCAGCGCUGCUGGCCCACGGCCGAGCUGCUGCUGCGACUCAGCCGCACCGAGUUCAGCUCGCCGCUGGGCCGGCGCAUGCUGACGCAGGCGGUGCGGCUGCCGACGGGCGCCGAGGAGGCCAGCAGCUGGUCGGCCGCCCGACAGGACCGGCACUGCUGCACCCGCGCCCAGCUCAGGGUGCCGACGGAUGAGUUUCCGGUGACGUGGAGCGCGCCGGCGUCCCAGUCCCGACUCCAGCCGCGCGUCUACUGUUUCACGGCCAGACAGCGGGCCGAGCGGGCGGCCGCCAUCGAAGCAGGUCUGUCGGCGCGAGCCAAGGCUCGCUAUUACGGAGUCCGGCCGUGUUCGGUGGUGCUGACCCGGCUGAAGACGGUGAACGGAGCGGUGCGGACCGCGCAGCGCCGGCAGCACCACCCUCCAGAUGCGGCCCGGGUGCUGCUGGUGCGUCUGUCAGAGGCCGAGCUGGCCACCCACCUGUCCGGCACCGCCAGCCCCCCUACCACGCCGCCCGACCGGCCGGCCGGCCCGGUCGGCUGGUCGGGCGGCGCGACCCGCCUCCACGAGCGCCAGGGACUGCUGCGCGACGAGUGCAAGACGCUCCGUGACGCGCACUUUUUCCACCUGCUCGACUGUGCCGAGCGUGUGACGCGCGGCGACCGGUGGGUGUCGCGGCUGAACGGACGGCCGCCGGGGGCCGGCGGCGCGUGCCGGCCGCGCUCCCAGUCGGAGGGAGACGCCCUGGAGGGGGGUUCUGCGGCCACCCCGACCGGCCACCGACGGAUGAGUCUGCUGGGGUCGGUGCAGGAUCGCCUUCACGGAGCGGCCCGAGCACGCGCCAGGGCCGCCUCGCUCUCCGUCCGGCCGCAGCAGGAGCCAAAGGAUCCCGCUGAGGUGUUGAACGGUGUGAGGUCGGAGGAGCGCGCCGACUGGAGUGACUCCUCCCGCGAUACGCCACCGCGGCCCGAGUGUAGUCCCACGGAGCGGGACCGGGUGCGCCGGCUGCCGCACGCCGUCGGAGAUCUGAUGAAGGACGAGUGCAAGACGCUGCGGGACCGCCAGUUCGUGCGGCUGCUCAACAGCCCGCGGCGCACCACGCGCAGCGCGGCGACGGAGCGGCCGGCCGUCGAGCGGCGCCGCUGGCCGGUCAGCGUGUGGCUGCACUGGCCCGGCUUCGCGCGCGAGCCGGACCACCAGACGCCGGUGAAGCACGCGCGCGCCGCCGGCGAGCCGCGCCGCCACCGCGUGCCCGUGGUGCGCCUGGAGCGGCUGUUCCACCGGCUGGAGCGGCCGGCCGCCGGCGCGGACGGAGAUGGCACGGCCGGCAGCCGGCGCCGACUCGCCCUGGACACGCCCGACGCCGGGCUGGCGGCCCGCUUCGUGUCCCGCUGCAAACAGAAACUGCUGGACGCGUCACCGGUGGUCGCGAAACAUUCCGAAUCUCCGCCGUCAUCGCCUUCUCCAAAGAUGGCGCGUUUGUCGGCUGGGCUCAUAACCAAGGCAUCGCGCACUGUCAAGCCUGCAGACCCUUGCUGGUGUGUGGGCCGUCCGAAGCGUUCGCCGAGCCGUCCAGUCAAGACGUUCUCAGAGUCCAUGCUCACUUACGGACUGAAACUAGACGAUCUGCUUUUGAAUGGCGUCUGUAACAACAACAUCCAAAGCAGUCCCAAGGGUCCGUCACCCGAGAAGCGAACACCGCUCCGUCCGAGGAAGGCUCGGUCGGCGCUGUGUCUAGGCUGCCGGCGGUGGCCUUCGCGCGCCUCCCUGGAGCCGAGUCCCAGCCAGCCGGUGCGCACCCGGACCCGGUUCCGCCGCCGUACCCGGUCGAGUGGUGGGCUGCCCGUGUCCGUCUCUCGUUUCUGAGCGGCCGGGCUGGCGGACGGCCGGCCGUGCUGGGACGGUGAGUGAUGAGAUCGUCUAUGAUCUUAACACCCACGUCUGUGAUCUGAAUCGGCCGCCUCCGCGCCCCGGCGGUGGGUGGCCCAGGCGUCCGGUGGGCUCUUUUCCUAGCUUGCUGUCGCCUCCGUCCGCCCAGCAGUAGAUCAACAGAUCACAAUGCAGAGGACGGUCUAUAUGAAUUAAUUGUUAGCAAUCAUAGAACAGAAUGUCUGAGUUUGGGGAGUAUUAGGGAAUGUGUAUUAUUGCUUGUCUAGAAGUGAGAAUUAAUGAGCACCAUGACAGAAAGUCAGAAGAAGCAAGGUGUCAUUUUUGCGGAAGCCUGGUGUAUCGUUUGUGUAGGAAGUGUAUCUAGGUUAGGUGCGAAGUACAGAUAUGUAGACACGCUGUGCAACAGGUGACAAAAGCGGAACGCAUUGUUCUGGCCUUGAAACGAACUACUUAUGAGUCUUCCAGUAUGCUCACUCAAAGACGAGAACAACUUUGACGUAUCAUGUCAUUCUACUUAUUUGUUCGUUGGCUUUUGUCGGCUCUCGUUCGCAUAAGAACCAGCACGGAUUCCGUCGGAGGGCAUGGCCCACGCUAAUUGUACCUUGACAUAAUGAUAUUGGUAAUCGUGUUGAACUGCUUGAUCUGAAGCAUGCUUGGUUAUUUAAUGUGUGCCAAUGAGUGCGCUCUCUAACAAGUGCUUUGUUGUUGAUGCUGUUGGUAUAGUUAGUUAGGUUUGUUGCAUCUUAUUGCGAAUGAACGCUUAAUAUCAGCUGGUGCAAAUUUUAUUUUAUGCUGCGAAUCGCGUAUUGUUUUCUGCGGCGCAAAGGCAAAAACGAUUACCGGGUGACCUCUGGCGUGACGUAAUGACCUCUGACCUGACGUAAUCGUUUUUGCCUUUGCAUGGCAGCCUUGUAUUCAGUGGACGGACUUGCUAAUGAAAUCGCAGCGCUUGUUAUUUAUAUUGUCAAACAGUGUAAUAAUAUGUUGCAUUUGUAAAUUUAAUGUAAAAGUGUUGAUGCGUAUAUGCAUCGAUUUCGAUAGUAGGAGGAACGCAUGUUGAACAGAUAAAACAUUGUUGCUAA
Messenger RNA from Amphibalanus amphitrite, 4042 nucleotides. RefSeq lists its product as uncharacterized. Lineage: Eukaryota; Metazoa; Arthropoda; Thecostraca; Balanomorpha; Balanidae. Bases 267 to 2936 code for a protein of 889 amino acids. The transcript is spliced from 9 exons. The record is from RefSeq and is a predicted model, not a curated record.